Messenger RNA from Psylliodes chrysocephalus, 708 nucleotides. Lineage: Eukaryota; Metazoa; Arthropoda; Insecta; Coleoptera; Chrysomelidae. The record is from the annotation of a GenBank genome assembly.
AUGAAACAAAAUCAAACACAAGAUGAUCCUUCUAGGCCACCGUCAUCUGCUAAAGCCCUUUUAGCGCAAACAAAUCAGGCUGUUUUAAGAAAAUCAAGAGGAAACCAUAGAAGUAACCAUAGUAGAAACAAGGCGUUGUUUAACGAAAAUCAAGUCAGAACCCAAAAUGAAAAGGUGUUUUUUAAUAUUUUGGGUUUAAAAAAAUAUAGAAUUCAAUAUAUAUUGAAUAAAAAUGUUACGACUGGUGAAAUUCCCAUCGAAAUGAGAGGAGGGGAUCAUAAAAACCAUUUAUAUACCGAAGUUAGAAAAUCUGUAUAUGAUUUUAUAGGAAGUUUAAAAUGUACAGAGCCACAUUACUGUAGGAGUAAUUCAUCUGUGAGAAAAUAUUUGCCAAGUGAACUAACAAAAAAUAAAUUAUAUAAAAUGUACCAAGAAAAGUAUUUGAAUAGACAAGGAGCUAAACAGGGUCUAUUUAAAAAACAUUUUAAUACAGAAUAUAAUCUCGGAUUUGGAACGCCACGUACGGACAUUUGUUCCAUAUGCCUUCAGUUUCAAGAAAAUAUUAAAACUGAAACAGACUCUGUGAAGAAAAAGGAUUUAAUGAUUCAGAAGCGAAUACAUACACUCAAUGCUAAAGCUUUCUAUAGCAUUUUAAAAACAAAAGAGGACGGUAGUAAAACCAUGUCUUUCGAUUGCCAAAAUAAUUAG